Alternaria burnsii is the source of this 2430-nucleotide messenger RNA. RefSeq lists its product as uncharacterized. The transcript has 6 exons. NCBI's taxonomy places the organism in Eukaryota, Fungi, Ascomycota, Dothideomycetes, Pleosporales, Pleosporaceae. Bases 1 to 2430 code for a protein of 809 amino acids. The record is from RefSeq and is a predicted model, not a curated record.
AUGUCUCCAGUUCACUCGAACUUUGUCGACAGUCCUAUCGGCGUGGUAAAAACCAUGAUUCACUCGAUUUCCAGACGCCCUGCAACGUACCCGGGUUUUGCAUCUUCCUCUACUUCAGACCAAAGCGAAGACACACCGAUCCGACCCAACAAACACGAACUGGGUGCAAGACCUGGUGAAAGACGAUCGCCAUAUGCAAUAUUACCCUACAUUGUCAACAUUCUGUUGGCAGUAGGACUGACAGUUCUUGUCGGAUUUGUCUUCCGUCCCUUUCCACCGCAUGGUCCUAAGAUGAAGACAUUGAGCUGCGGAUCUAACCCAGCCGAGGCGCGCAAGAACGGCUGCACAUACGAUGUGCUAGGGAAUAUUUGGGUCCCUACUCCCUGUUUAGACACGGAAAAUCUCGCUGAGUUCAAGCGCAUGGCUCCCUGGCUGGCAUAUGACUCUGCCAACGCUACUCUUCAGCUCACAGAGGAGGAGAUGUCGGAAUACCUCAUACCAGAUGGGUACUGGACACCAGUACGGGAGCACAUGAUUCAUUUUGCACCACUCUGUGGGUCAACCAUUCAACCUAUCAUGGGUGUCGUCAGCGAUCGAUCACGUAUUGUAUGGGGCCGACGAAGACCGUUUAUCCUCGGCGGAGUGCUAUCUACCAUCUUUGCCGCCACAACAUUAGCCUGGUCUGAGCCGAUUUCGGUAGCGGUCUGCACGCUCUUGGGCAUUAGUAAUGUCGACGGAUGGUGGGGAACUGUUACACGGACUGUUGCUAUUCUAGCGAUUAUCAUCCUCAACAUCUCGAUCCAGCCGCUCCAACUUGGCCUUCGCUCGUUGCAUGUCGACAUUUGUCCGCGAGAACAACAAGCCAUAGCAAGCGCAUGGGCAGGCCGUUUUGCUGGUAUGGGAAACAUUAUCGGCUAUGUUCUUGGGUCCCUACCACUGCCUUGGAUCUCUAGUGAUUAUGAUGCCAUGAGGUUCCGAUAUAUGGUUUAUUGGACUACCUUCGCACUCAUCGCCUCGUCACUUGUCACUUGCUACUAUACCGAGGAGGAAGAUCCGUCAAUGUCAACGUACGACCCGGGUCUUGAGCGCCCAGUCUAUCGAGUUUUCCGAAACCUCCUCGAUGGCUUCUCGCAAGCCCCCAAUAGGUUAAACCGAGGCGCUUCACAUCCCGAUGUCAGCUUUGUGAUUCGGAUUCAGCAGCCACUUCCAGAAGACUUAGAAGAGCAAGACACGUUACUCCAAAAGAAGAUUUCAGGAUCGCUUUGGUCAAAGCCCCAUCGAGGCAUUGCGUACGCGAAUCUAGUGGCUGUGGCCCUCUUCCUUUUCACAAUUGUUGUCGGAUCGCUCGCAUGGCUAGGCGUAUCUGCGACACAGCAAACCGACAAAGCACCGAAACUAUCAAAGGCAUACACCGAUUGCGGUAGCAACUACUCAACAGCAAUCGCGGCCGGGUGUAUAUACGAUAUCGUUGCUCCCCAAUGGACACCACCAGAGUGCUACAAUGCAGCCCUAUCUGAAGAAUACGCUGCGAAGAUCCCAAAACCGAUGUUUUUCCGUUGGGAAAAUCUCACAGAGCCGAUACCAGAAGACCCCGUGGAGAUCUCAAAGCAUGAUACAAUUGGUCGCCGCGAUGUUUUCCCGGUGGUAGAUGCCCAUGAGAAGUACACUCCGGCCAAAACCAAAGGCCAAUUGUCGGAAAUCGAUCGAAUCAAGAAGGCAAUCGAGACGAUGGGGGCCUUCUUGACGAAGCCUUCACGGCACGACAGUGGAAAAGAAUAUAUUCCCAUACCAAACCCUGAGUCUUGCACCCCAGAGAACCAUCACAGCAGAGAGAGACGCGGGCGUCUACCGAAAGGUGUCGUUAUGGUCUCUGUCGCCGCUGUUCUGGUGUUGUUGAUCCCAGUCACCUAUUUCCUCUUCGUCGCAAGUACAUGGAGUGGCGCAUUCAACCACACCAGCCUACCCAUCCAGCAUGACGACAAAGGCACAUUCAUAGCCUGCCCAGAAGACCCUUCAUCGGCGCGGAAGUUGGGCUGUUAUUUCGACCUUCUUGCCAACGGUUGGAUUCCAGACCCUUGCUUCGAUGCGACUAUGCACCACGACUUCGUGGAUGGCAAGGACUACGGUUUCUUCGAGGAUCGAAAUGGCGAGCACCGAGUACAUCAAAACACUGUUAUGGAAGGAGAUAACAGCAGGUAUCCGGACGGGCUCUGGGUGACGUUUGAAGAACAUCACACUCAUUGCCGUUAUCUGGUUAAUGGAUCGAUCAGAGCCGUCUCACGACCUCAUGGAGCUUUCCUCGACGUGUAUCUGGAUAGGGAUCAUAUGAUGCACUGCUAUGGUGUUCUUGGAGAACAUCGGGACUCUGACCAUAUUGAGACAUAUGUCAAGGCUUUCUUCGAAUCGCGUAAAUGUUACGUUCGUGAUUGA